This is a messenger RNA of Amoebophrya sp. A25, 569 nucleotides long. The record is from the annotation of a GenBank genome assembly. Lineage: Eukaryota; Dinophyceae; Syndiniales; Amoebophryaceae.
AUGCUUGUUUCAGUGUCACCUCCAGGACCAGCUCGCGCACUGUCGCGGCUGGUCGGCAAUGCGCACAACUGCGUCGCCGUUUCCGACCGUAUGCGGUUAGUCUCGUUCGGCAGCCUGCGCAGACAUAAGUGGUUUCCUUCCGUUUGUGUUCGGUCAUUCCGCACAACAUCUUUGCCGUUCGUAGACGCUAUCCCACUAAAUUCCACGACGCUCAAGUGUCGACAAUGGCAGCUUGCUCAAGCUGAUGAUGCGUCAACUUUUGUGCAGGACCUUCUGGCAAAGUUUAGUAAGAAGUAUGAGCUUUUUCGCCUGCCGCGCCACAGCAAAGCGAAUUUUCUCAUUCGCCUACGCACGGACGAGGAGCAGCCAGAGGCCUCGGAGAAGCUCUGGCAUGCAAUCCGAGUGAAGAGCGUGAGCGGGCCAAAUAAGAACAAGUACUUUUUUACCGCGGUGGGGCAAGCUCCAGACCCUGACAUCGGAAUGGCGCCAAUCUGUGUCCAAGAGCAGAAACUAGAUUUUCUCCACUCCAGCGACCUGCAGGUGCGUUAUGCUGGAGGGUUGCAAUGGUG